CUGGGCCUGUAUUACAACUCGAGCGUUUCUAGCCAUUUGUAUUAUGCAACGUUUUCUGAUAUGCUUUUUAAAUGAAUUAAAGCAUUAUCAUCAAGUCGUUUAAUAUGCUAACUUGAUAUUUUGACCACCACCACUACUCUUCUGGACAGUUGGCUGUCGCUUUAAUCCACAUAAUGGUUGCUUUAUUUGAUACUAAGUACAUUGUAGUCUUUGUGGCAUAGAUAUACAGAGAACUGAAACUGUUGGUUGAUUUUCUCUGUCAUAUGACGCAAAUCGAUCACAGUAGCGAAAAUGCAUUUAUCCUACACAUCUUAUCACAUUUGGUUGUUUUAGUCCUAUUUUUCAUAAUUUUAUCUGCGAUUUGGCGUAUUUUGAAUUUAUCUUUCCGUUUAUGAAGUUCACUCUUGUAUAUUGAUAUAGGAGCUUGGAUAGUAAAUUCAGAUCCUAUGUUGAUAAUGCAUACCUAUCCGUUUGCUGGUCGCUGUAACAUUAUAAUGACCCUUAUUUGUGGGCGAAAAGUUACGUGAUUUUAAUGUGUUCUAUUGGUUUUUACUACUUUGCAUAUCAAGUCUCUUAAAUACUAUUCAUAUCCCGUGUGCUUUCUUGAACUGGGAUCCUCUGAAUGAUUUGGUUCUAGUGAUUUUUCAUUGAAACUAUAAAUUGCAGUUUUUCUCAUUUUAUUCUCAAGGUAACUGCUUUCGCGAUGACGAGUGUAAGAAAUGCUGAUACGUCUACUUUAUCCCAUCAAUCCUUAAAGGAUAUGGGAAAUCAAUUAUUUACGUCGUGUCAAUACAGUCAGGCGAUUCAAUGCUAUACACAUGCUAUUAAUAAGCAACCAAAUAUAUCUUCCUACUACUCAAAUAGAGCAUUGUGUUACAUUCAAACACAAGAAUAUUCAAAGGCUUUAUCAGAUUGCAGACAAGCGAUCGAGUUAGACCAUAACAAUUUAAAGGCUUACUUUUUCGCUGGACAAGCACAUCUAGGAUUGAAUCAAUAUGAGGAAGCAAUUGCAAGAUUAAUUCACGCCCAUAAUCUGGCUUUAGAACAGCAUCGUAAUUUUGGAGAUGAUAUAACUUCUGUCAUUCGAUUGGUUAGGAAAAAACGUUUCGAAGCAUUGGAUGAAGAUAGGAGAAAAGAAGAAAUUUCCUUACAGGCGUAUUUAAAUCAACUGAUCAUGGAUGAUGCUGUUCGUCAGAAACAAGCCUUGAUAUCUACAUCAACCAGAACGUCCCAAGCUAACGUAGAAGAAUCGUCCAGUCUUACUGCACUUGGUUGUCUGCCAAAUCAACCUACAGAUGAGUCACUUCAAACUAAGUCUGAAAGCAAGGCUAACAAGUUAUCUGCCGUCAACGAUAACUUUAAUUUCGAAAAUAUUUCAUCUGAACUUCAGGAUAUAGUUGCCGAUAUAGAUGGCGCAGCUCAAAGGCGUAUUUCGGAGCUGAAUGAAUUAUUCGUCAAGGUGGAUCAGCGUCGGCAGAAAAGAGAAAUUCCAGAUUAUUUGUGUGGUCGUAUUAGCUUCGACCUAAUGCGAGACCCUGUUAUCACGCCAAGUGGCAUUACGUAUGACCGGCAAUCAAUUAUUGCUCAUCUGCGCCAAGUCGGACAUUUCGAUCCUCUUUCACGCCAACCACUGACAGAAGACCAGCUGAUACCAAACUUAUCGAUGAAAGAAGUUGUACAAGCCUUUCUGGAUGAAAAUCCAUGGGCUGAAACAUUCCUUACAUCAAGAUUUUACACCUACCGUGUGAAAUCCAACACGUUUUAUCGAACUAUGUAUGGCCGACGCAGGGCUGCAGUUAUGCCACAUGUCACCAGACGACAAACCGAACCAAUGACUUCAGACACUAUUGAACAGGGGGAUUGUGUCGAGGUUUCUAUUGAUGCAUUGCAUUCAACUUUAGAUUCAUCUCAUGGAAUGAGUCGAUCACGACCUAUUGGGUUGUCGUUUAUCUCCUCAUCGUCAUCUAGCAAUUCGUCCCAUUCACCACCUCCAGUAACUAGACGGACACGUCAGGUUCGGAGAAUAGAUCGAACUCAUCAUUUGUCACAGCGUCCAACCCUAAUUCAAGAACUCGCAGCCGUGGUGUACCCGAUAACCUAG
Messenger RNA from Heterobilharzia americana, 2101 nucleotides. NCBI's taxonomy places the organism in Eukaryota, Metazoa, Platyhelminthes, Trematoda, Strigeidida, Schistosomatidae. The record is from the annotation of a GenBank genome assembly.